Homo sapiens (human) is the source of this 7723-nucleotide messenger RNA. RefSeq names its product ASXL transcriptional regulator 1 (gene ASXL1). The transcript has 6 exons. Gene Ontology annotation, cellular component: nucleus. NCBI's taxonomy places the organism in Eukaryota, Metazoa, Chordata, Mammalia, Primates, Hominidae. The record is from RefSeq and is a predicted model, not a curated record. Gene Ontology annotation, molecular function: DNA binding. The coding region runs from base 1801 to 5742 and encodes 1313 amino acids. Gene Ontology annotation, biological process: regulation of DNA-templated transcription.
CAAACAAAAGAAAAAGACUGGGGUGAUGCUGCCUCGAGUUGUCCUGACUCCUCUGAAGGUAAACGGGGCCCACGUGGAAUCUGCAUCAGGUAUGUGUAAACUCAUGGUUGUGAUGCUUUUUCCUCAGGUCCUGGGGACCUGGCCUCCCUCUGUCAGCAGUUUCUGACCUAAUAGUGCGAUACUAGGAGAGCUGUCGGGCCACAGGCAAGAGCCCUGCCAAUGGAUGAGGCCUGCCAUAGGUUCUAGUGCUGGGCUCUGCUGUGUGCCUUCCUCUUUGUCUCCCAGGGCAGUCGUGAGGAUCCAACGGAGGAUUUGAUUAUGCCAGUGCUUUGUAAAAGGUGUAGUGCUAUACAAAUAAAGAUGGCAGUUUGGCACCUGUAAGGUGAUAUUUUAAAGCCAGACCAUGAAGUGGUGGUUUCUCUCAGCCUAAGGCUGGGAGAUGGAAGCAUCCCAGUAUUGCUGGCAGCAUCUCAGGGAGAGCUGGGAGAAAUGAGCUUGUCUGAGAGCCAUGGGCGCGGCUUGGUGAUACUUUUGACCAGUGGAAUGCUGUGCCUUCAGGGUUCUCGGGCUGCCACGCCGAUGGCGAGAGCGGCAGCCCGUCCAGCAGCAGCAGCGGCUCUCUGGCCCUGGGCAGCGCUGCUAUUCGUGGCCAGGCCGAGGUCACCCAGGACCCUGCCCCGCUCCUGAGAGGCUUCCGGAAGCCAGCCACAGGUGAGUGGCGUGGCACUUAUUUCUCUGCCUGUAAAGGGGGCCCCUGCAGGCCUAGUGAGAAGAUGAUGUCUUCUAUUCCAAUUCCUUUACCAGUUUAUUUUUACUUCUUGGGUGGCCCUCUAUUUUUUGUUUAUUUUUACUUUGUAAUUUGCUUAUUUCAUUUGUAGCUCUCUGCUAAACUGUGAGAACUCCUUUCAGGCAGAGAUGAUGCCAUACUGUUUCUCGUAUGUCCCUGUAGGCCUAGUCUAUGCCUGCCUUGUACUGCAUAGUAAGUGUUUGAGUGAGUGAAAACUGCUUCUGAGCUUCUCAGUGAAGAAUUCCAACACCCCUUUUCUCUCUUCGGUAGCAUGUUGCCACAUUUGUUCCCAACAUCUGUAGUCUGUAUCAGACGCUCCCUUUUUUACAACCUAGUCAGUAUGUUGAGUGGAAGCAUGUGUUGAAUUUUGGGGAUGCAAACAAAUUCAGUAGUGCUAUUAUCUAUACCUCCCACCCCUCACCCCACCCCACCCCCAUUAGGGUUAUUUGCAAUAUUAGUAUGCUCUUUGCUAUUUCAGGAUUUAAUUCUUAAUGACCCACAUGCUGGUUUUUUUUGUAGAUGAAACCAUUAAGAAGACAAGCUUUUGCUUCUGAGAAUUAGAGUAAACCUUUGCCCAUGUGAGAACUAGGUUUGCUGUCUUGCUGCUUUUCCAGCUCAUCAGCAGUGCUCAAUCUAAGGUCUCACAGGUCUCUAGUCCUAGUGAGUUUUUCAGAUAAAAGUAACAUUUGCUGAGGCUUCUGUGAGAGGUAUUAGCAUCUCAGUUGGCUUUGAACAGUCCUUAGUACAUUUCUGCAUGGAGAUCAUCCCUCUCCAGCCCAUUCACAGAAGGCUUCUGCAGAUUUUUCUAUAGUAUACUAACUAGAUUUACUUUUAGAUAAUUCUCAUGAUUUCUCCAGUUGAGCUUUGUGGAGCCUGUUCUCCAGCUUUGGAGGGAAGCUCAGAACCUGCCCCUUGCCUGAUUUUCUGUGGGAAGUGUCCUUUUCAGGCUGUGACACAGCACGGUACAGAGUUUUGUCUGAGGAGAUGCAACCCCAAGUGUUCUCCUGGGUUUGAUGGCAAUGACAGUAACCUGGAAAGAAUAUACAGGUCAAAUGAAGCGCAACAGAGGGGAAGAAAUAGAUUUUGAGACACCUGGGUCCAUUCUUGUCAACACCAACCUCCGUGCCCUGAUCAACUCUCGGACCUUCCAUGCCUUACCAUCACACUUCCAGCAGCAGCUCCUCUUCCUCCUGCCUGAAGUAGACAGACAGGUGGGGACGGAUGGCCUGUUGCGUCUCAGCAGCAGUGCACUAAAUAACGAGUUUUUUACCCAUGCGGCUCAGAGCUGGCGGGAGCGCCUGGCUGAUGGUGAAUUUACUCAUGAGAUGCAAGUCAGGAUACGACAGGAAAUGGAGAAGGAAAAGAAGGUGGAACAAUGGAAAGAAAAGUUCUUUGAAGACUACUAUGGACAGAAGCUGGGUUUGACCAAAGAAGAGUCAUUGCAGCAGAACGUGGGCCAGGAGGAGGCUGAAAUCAAAAGUGGCUUGUGUGUCCCAGGAGAAUCAGUGCGUAUACAGCGUGGUCCAGCCACCCGACAGCGAGAUGGGCAUUUUAAGAAACGCUCUCGGCCAGAUCUCCGAACCAGAGCCAGAAGGAAUCUGUACAAAAAACAGGAGUCAGAACAAGCAGGGGUUGCUAAGGAUGCAAAAUCUGUGGCCUCAGAUGUUCCCCUCUACAAGGAUGGGGAGGCUAAGACUGACCCAGCAGGGCUGAGCAGUCCCCAUCUGCCAGGCACAUCCUCUGCAGCACCCGACCUGGAGGGUCCCGAAUUCCCAGUUGAGUCUGUGGCUUCUCGGAUCCAGGCUGAGCCAGACAACUUGGCACGUGCCUCUGCAUCUCCAGACAGAAUUCCUAGCCUGCCUCAGGAAACUGUGGAUCAGGAACCCAAGGAUCAGAAGAGGAAAUCCUUUGAGCAGGCGGCCUCUGCAUCCUUUCCCGAAAAGAAGCCCCGGCUUGAAGAUCGUCAGUCCUUUCGUAACACAAUUGAAAGUGUUCACACCGAAAAGCCACAGCCCACUAAAGAGGAGCCCAAAGUCCCGCCCAUCCGGAUUCAACUUUCACGUAUCAAACCACCCUGGGUGGUUAAAGGUCAGCCCACUUACCAGAUAUGCCCCCGGAUCAUCCCCACCACGGAGUCCUCCUGCCGGGGUUGGACUGGCGCCAGGACCCUCGCAGACAUUAAAGCCCGUGCUCUGCAGGUCCGAGGGGCGAGAGGUCACCACUGCCAUAGAGAGGCGGCCACCACUGCCAUCGGAGGGGGGGGUGGCCCGGGUGGAGGUGGCGGCGGGGCCACCGAUGAGGGAGGUGGCAGAGGCAGCAGCAGUGGUGAUGGUGGUGAGGCCUGUGGCCACCCUGAGCCCAGGGGAGGCCCGAGCACCCCUGGAAAGUGUACGUCAGAUCUACAGCGAACACAACUACUGCCGCCUUAUCCUCUAAAUGGGGAGCAUACCCAGGCCGGAACUGCCAUGUCCAGAGCUAGGAGAGAGGACCUGCCUUCUCUGAGAAAGGAGGAAAGCUGCCUACUACAGAGGGCUACAGUUGGACUCACAGAUGGGCUAGGAGAUGCCUCCCAACUCCCCGUUGCUCCCACUGGGGACCAGCCAUGCCAGGCCUUGCCCCUACUGUCCUCCCAAACCUCAGUAGCUGAGAGAUUAGUGGAGCAGCCUCAGUUGCAUCCGGAUGUUAGAACUGAAUGUGAGUCUGGCACCACUUCCUGGGAAAGUGAUGAUGAGGAGCAAGGACCCACCGUUCCUGCAGACAAUGGUCCCAUUCCGUCUCUAGUGGGAGAUGAUACAUUAGAGAAAGGAACUGGCCAAGCUCUUGACAGUCAUCCCACUAUGAAGGAUCCUGUAAAUGUGACCCCCAGUUCCACACCUGAAUCCUCACCGACUGAUUGCCUGCAGAACAGAGCAUUUGAUGACGAAUUAGGGCUUGGUGGCUCAUGCCCUCCUAUGAGGGAAAGUGAUACUAGACAAGAAAACUUGAAAACCAAGGCUCUCGUUUCUAACAGUUCUUUGCAUUGGAUACCCAUCCCAUCGAAUGAUGAGGUAGUGAAACAGCCCAAACCAGAAUCCAGAGAACACAUACCAUCUGUUGAGCCCCAGGUUGGAGAGGAGUGGGAGAAAGCUGCUCCCACCCCUCCUGCAUUGCCUGGGGAUUUGACAGCUGAGGAGGGUCUAGAUCCUCUUGACAGCCUUACUUCACUCUGGACUGUGCCAUCUCGAGGAGGCAGUGACAGCAAUGGCAGUUACUGUCAACAGGUGGACAUUGAAAAGCUGAAAAUCAACGGAGACUCUGAAGCACUGAGUCCUCACGGUGAGUCCACGGAUACAGCCUCUGACUUUGAAGGUCACCUCACGGAGGACAGCAGUGAGGCUGACACUAGAGAAGCUGCAGUGACAAAGGGAUCUUCGGUGGACAAGGAUGAGAAACCCAAUUGGAACCAAUCUGCCCCACUGUCCAAGGUGAAUGGUGACAUGCGUCUGGUUACAAGGACAGAUGGGAUGGUUGCUCCUCAGAGCUGGGUGUCUCGAGUAUGUGCGGUCCGCCAAAAGAUCCCAGAUUCCCUACUGCUGGCCAGUACUGAGUACCAGCCAAGAGCCGUGUGCCUGUCCAUGCCUGGGUCCUCAGUGGAGGCCACUAACCCACUUGUGAUGCAGUUGCUGCAGGGUAGCUUGCCCCUAGAGAAGGUUCUUCCACCAGCCCACGAUGACAGCAUGUCAGAAUCCCCACAAGUACCACUUACAAAAGACCAGAGCCAUGGCUCGCUACGCAUGGGAUCUUUACAUGGUCUUGGAAAAAACAGUGGCAUGGUUGAUGGAAGCAGCCCCAGUUCUUUAAGGGCUUUGAAGGAGCCUCUUCUGCCAGAUAGCUGUGAAACAGGCACUGGUCUUGCCAGGAUUGAGGCCACCCAGGCUCCUGGAGCACCCCAAAAGAAUUGCAAGGCAGUCCCAAGUUUUGACUCCCUCCAUCCAGUGACAAAUCCCAUUACAUCCUCUAGGAAACUGGAAGAAAUGGAUUCCAAAGAGCAGUUCUCUUCCUUUAGUUGUGAAGAUCAGAAGGAAGUCCGUGCUAUGUCACAGGACAGUAAUUCAAAUGCUGCUCCAGGAAAGAGCCCAGGAGAUCUUACUACCUCGAGAACACCUCGUUUCUCAUCUCCAAAUGUGAUCUCCUUUGGUCCAGAGCAGACAGGUCGGGCCCUGGGUGAUCAGAGCAAUGUUACAGGCCAAGGGAAGAAGCUUUUUGGCUCUGGGAAUGUGGCUGCAACCCUUCAGCGCCCCAGGCCUGCGGACCCGAUGCCUCUUCCUGCUGAGAUCCCUCCAGUUUUUCCCAGUGGGAAGUUGGGACCAAGCACAAACUCCAUGUCUGGUGGGGUACAGACUCCAAGGGAAGACUGGGCUCCAAAGCCACAUGCCUUUGUUGGCAGCGUCAAGAAUGAGAAGACUUUUGUGGGGGGUCCUCUUAAGGCAAAUGCCGAGAACAGGAAAGCUACUGGGCAUAGUCCCCUGGAACUGGUGGGUCACUUGGAAGGGAUGCCCUUUGUCAUGGACUUGCCCUUCUGGAAAUUACCCCGAGAGCCAGGGAAGGGGCUCAGUGAGCCUCUGGAGCCUUCUUCUCUCCCCUCCCAACUCAGCAUCAAGCAGGCAUUUUAUGGGAAGCUUUCUAAACUCCAACUGAGUUCCACCAGCUUUAAUUAUUCCUCUAGCUCUCCCACCUUUCCCAAAGGCCUUGCUGGAAGUGUGGUGCAGCUGAGCCACAAAGCAAACUUUGGUGCGAGCCACAGUGCAUCACUUUCCUUGCAAAUGUUCACUGACAGCAGCACGGUGGAAAGCAUCUCGCUCCAGUGUGCGUGCAGCCUGAAAGCCAUGAUCAUGUGCCAAGGCUGCGGUGCGUUCUGUCACGAUGACUGUAUUGGACCCUCAAAGCUCUGUGUAUUGUGCCUUGUGGUGAGAUAAUAAAUUAUGGCCAUGGGAAACAUUGUAUAUUUAGUGUGUGUAUUUUGAUAAUGAUUGAUCUUAAAUCUGUAUACAGAAUAUCAUUGAUAUAAUACUCUUUAGGCAGGAGCACUCUUGCCUUCCCCCAAAAUUUACACUGCUAAAGCCCUCUGUCACUUGGCGACCCUUCUGGUCUUGCUGGAGGGGUUUCCUGGGUAUAACCCAUUGGGCUGCCCAAGGCCAGCCAGCCUGAGCUCUCCUGCAAGACAGAGCCUGAUGUGGCACGGAGUGGGGUUGCGGGGGGUGGGGGGACUGCCUGACUCCCAGAGGGACUUGAAACUGAAGCAAGAAGGUUGCAUUCUCCACCAAGGGAGUUAACCUACCUGAACUAAGUAGAAAUGCCAGUCUUCCACUACCCCCUCCCUGCCAUCUUUUCUUCUGCUACUUUGGGGAGUUGAUGGCCAGGAAAGAAGCCAGCACAGGGUUAAAGUAACUCCUGGCAUUGCCCACCAGGGGGCUGGUGCACCUGCUGACCUCAGGGUCACAGUUGAGUCAUUUGCCAGUUGACGGAGCAAGUUUGACCUUGGUUCUGUUGCUGAAGCAAAUUUGGAACUUUUCUGUCUCAGUGUGAUCCACUAACCCACAGGAUCAUUUGGAACCUUGAAUAGCUCUGCUUGGACAAUGGGGUUGGGGAAUAGGGUUGUCUUUCCUAUGAAAAUGCCAUCUGUAGACCUUGUGAGUCAGCCGUCCAGAUGUUUGCAGGUGAAUUCCUCUGCUUGACAUCCUCCCUGUCACUUUGGACCCUAUGGGAGUGGGCAUCUCCACGCACCUGUGUAUGUGAAAGUCAUUUUACAUUUCAAAGCAGUGUGUGUUUCUUAUUUUUAUAUUUUUAACUCUUUAUUCUUGGAUGUAUAAAGUGAACUUUUUGGCUUCUGUAAGUAUGCUCUAUGCACCUCUAAUGUUUUAUCAUGUAUUUAUAUGUUGUACACAGUACUGGCUGAUUCUGUAAAUGGAUGUAUUGUACAGAGAACAUGAACGUCUCUUCCUAAUUUUACAUCUUCAGCAUCAUUGCAUUAAAGUGGUGUAAUCUCCUUCUCUACAUCUGUUGUCAGAGCCACUGAGUGCUGUGCUGCUCGACGUGAGGGUGAAAUGAUUGACUUGUGACCUGCCAGGUUGCCCGAUGCCCUGUUGGGUCACCGGCUGGACCUGCUGCAGCCUGCAGAGCCACAGUCAGCCUGCCCACAUGCCACCGAGCAAACGCAUCUUGCUUUUCACAUCUCUCCUCCUACAGCCUUAAUGGCUGCUUGCUGCCAUAUGUGACAAAUCACCACCACCAGUGUUAAGUGCUUCUGGAUUCAUGGGUGAGUUCCCUGGGCAGCCCCCAGGAAGGCCUUCCAGAUCUGGCUCCAGGGUCACCACCUGUCACAGCAAUACCUGGGACCAUGCUCUCCUGGGACUGUGAGGCUCCUUUUGACGUACUUUUGACAUCAGGCAGGUUUGGGAAGAAACAAAGCCAUGCCUGCUCCUGCCUCUCUCCCAACAUGUUUCCAGCAAGUAGAUGCCCCUGUGUGUGUUUUCCCUUGCCUUGUUUCCUGCCUUAUAUCUUGUAUUUCGACUUAUUACAGAGUUGAGGGUUCUUGCUUAAUUUAGAUCAAGUAUAAAAUUUGUAUGACUUCAAGUCUCAUUUUAUCUGAAAGGUUUUUUUCUCAUUUAAUCUGAUGUGGCAUUUUCGUCAUCUGAAGCAUGAGUGACAAGUUGGGAAUGAUGUGGUGAUUUAGAAUGCAGUAUUGGCCAAGUCCAAGUUGUCAACUUAAGCGUCUGUUUACCAAAGACCGGGAACAGGGGCCCAAACAUGUCCAGUCCUCUUCUUCCCUCUGCUGGAACCUUUGGGGACACUCAAGGGUACAGUUUGACACUGAUCUGGUCCAUGAGGCUGCCCAGAGAAAGCACUGCUUCUGUAUGUCUCUUGUGGUAUUGGAACAAUAAACCCGUACAACCUGCA